Molecule: messenger RNA, 729 nt
Organism: Phytophthora nicotianae INRA-310
Lineage: Eukaryota; Oomycota; Peronosporomycetes; Peronosporales; Peronosporaceae
Exons: 4
Coding region: 1-729 (242 amino acids)
Source: RefSeq, a predicted model, not a curated record
AUGCCAGCAGCCCAUGUGUUUAAGGGUAUCCGGAAAGACGAAACACUGGCGGUGCUGCCGCAAGAAAUCCCAAGCAGCACGGCUACUGUAGGCAUGGUGCAUGCGGGCGUCGCACGCCAACGCUGCGGAGAUAGCGGACGUGCCGGAGACUACAGUGGAGGGUUGAUUGGUGGUGUGGGCCACAUUGUCGAAAUUGAUGAAACAAGCUUAAAAAAGAAGAGCAAACACAAUCGUGGGCGACACUUCCCGGAGUAUUGGCUCGUCGGUGGAGUGGACCGCUCUUCUGGACAGUGGUUUGGCCGAAUUGUUGACACAGAUAGAAUCCAAAAGAAGCUAUUUCCUGUUGUUCGCAAGUUUAUCAAUCCUGGGGCAACACUCUACUCGGACAUGUACGCCACAUACGUUACCGAAAGGAAGCCUAAGCGCGGUGUGCUCAUCAGAACGCUCACCAACCAUCCUUCUCUUCAGGACUUGAACUACACGCACAAGUAUGUGAACCACACAGAACACUACGUGGAACCAGAGACUGGAACACAUACAAACACUAUAGAAGGCCUGUGGGAGAUCGACAUCAAACGCCUCAUCAAAGUCAUGCAAGGUAUGACAAAGAGUGCCCUCGAUGGCUAUUUGGUCGAGUAUAUGUGGCACUCGUGGUACUUCCCACGGGAGGCUACCACCGCGCAGGUUAUGUGUGGCUUAGUGCAGCUAAUUAACCGUCAGGGGGCGUAG